Molecule: messenger RNA, 294 nt
Organism: Aphanomyces astaci
Lineage: Eukaryota; Oomycota; Saprolegniomycetes; Saprolegniales; Verrucalvaceae
Exons: 1
Coding region: 1-294 (97 amino acids)
Source: RefSeq, a predicted model, not a curated record
AUGGAAACGUGUUCAGUGUGCGGCGCCAACGAAGGUCCAACCCUCCGACAGUACAACAUGUGUUCGUCCAAGUUCCAUUAUAUGUGCAUCGUGAAAGAAGCCGAGAAGAACGGGUGGCCUGAAGCAGAAGAAGGUCAAGAACUGUGUGCUUUCGAUGCGCUGUCAUCAUCAGCGCAAGACGUACCGCCACAUGCGAAGAAGAAAGGAUGUCUGAAGGGAGCGAAGAACAAGGUGAAGGUGAAAGAUGUGCAAGGCGAGUCUACACCAAAGAAGCGUGGGCGGCCACCGAAGUAG